AAAUUUGUUAAAUUAGAGCAUUUUCGUUUUAAUGGAUAAACAUGAAACAUAUCUGCUCAGUCGUAAUUUUUUUACUACUUUGGUUAAUCUUAAUCAGUAAUGAUAUUAAUAGAAUUACAACACUUUCUUGUUGAGAGUUCUCAAGUUAUAAUAAAAUAUUGUACAUGUUUUAUGCUGAGAACGCUCAUUUGGCGUGCGCCCAAAACGCAGCUCAUGUAACUUAAAAAAACUUAGUCCAUUGUAACUUAAAAAGAACAAUAAAUACUCAUGUUUCCUUUGGAAUAUAGAGAUUAGAUGCUCUUUGUUUACUUGUUUAUUGCCAAAAAUAAUUAUUGCUGUUGCAAAUCAAAAAUCUGCAAAAGAAGGGCAGAGGAAAAUUUAAUCAUGUAUUACAUAAAUAAAGUGUUAAAAAAUAUUAGCCACCCACUUAAACAUAUUGUACGCCACAAGCCGUAUCCUGUUGUAUUUCACAACUACCUUAAAAAUUUACCCUUUACCGAGGUUUCAGUGCUUCCUAAUGGGCUAACUGUCGCAACGGAAGAAAGAGAAUGCUACAAUGCUUGCGUUGGCUUGUACAUCAACGCCGGAUCUAGAUACGAAAGUCAUUUUGAGAACGGUAUAACGCAUUUUUUCGAACACAUCGCAUUCAAAGGUACUAAUGCUCGUGCAAAAACUGUACUGGAAGAACAAAUGUCAUCUUUGGGAGCUCAGUUCCAUUGCUCUACCAGCAGAGAAAUUGCCACGUACUAUGCCGAAUGCCUCUGUGAAGAUGUUUCCCUCGUGGUAGAUAUAUUAACCGAUUGCGUAUUCAAUAAUUUGUAUUGCCCGGCCGAUAUCGACCAACAAAAAUGUACUGUAUAUUUAGAAAUGCUAGAACAUGAUAAGGAUCACAAUUUACUUCUCUCUGAUUAUCUCCACAGCACUGCUUUCCAAGGCACACCUUUAGCUCAAUCAGUAUUAGGGCCAAGCAGUAAUCUUUAUAAUUUCUCCACUAGCACAAUCAGCAUAUACGUCCGUAAACUAUUUGACCCUAAAAGAACCGUACUCAUCGGCGUCGGUGGAAUAAAACAUUCACAAUUGGUAGGUUUGGCCGAGUCUUAUUUGAGUAAACUUGAACCAACAAAAUGUAUCGAUACGGGAGAGUACAGGUUUACGGGAUCUGAAGUAAGAUAUAGGGACGAUUCGAUGCCUUUGGGCAAUGUAGCAAUAGCUGUAGAAGGACCAGGCUUAUGCGACCCUGACAACUUGGUUUUGGAUGUAGCAGCGCACUUGAUCGGAGGCUGGGAUAGAUCGCAACCCGGAGGUGAGAAACAUGCCUCGCCUAUAGUUCGGGGAUGUUCGUCCGAACACCUUUGCGAUUCUUAUAAAGCCUUUAACAUUAACUAUAAAGAUACCGGACUUUGGGGAGCGCAAUUUAUGGGACCUUCUAAAUACUUGGACGACGUUCUAUACUUGAUUCAGGGAGAGUGGAUGAAGCUGUGCACUACAUUAACUGAUGCAGAGGUCGAGAGGGCGAAGAGGGAACUUAAGACUGAUAUAUUGUACAAAACCGAGAGUUGCAAAGGAGCAUUUCACGAAAUCGGUCGCUGGGUUCUUUACGGCGGAUGUUAUCCUACAUUGCAUGAGCGCCUUACGAGUAUUGACAAAAUAUUCGCAAAACACGUGAUAGAGGUUUGCAACAAAUACAUUUACGACAAAUGCCCUGCGGUGGCAGCAAUCGGCACAACAGAAGGUCUCUUGGACUACACAAGAAUACGUGCCGGCAUGUAUUGGCUGAGGAUUUAAUAUUUUUAUUAAAUUUAUAAAUAUUUUAGUUUUACUUAAUUAAAAGUUUAUUAUUUACUUCAGUCUGAAAUUAAAGUCGAAGAUCGAA
Messenger RNA from Chilo suppressalis (striped riceborer), 1873 nucleotides. NCBI's taxonomy places the organism in Eukaryota, Metazoa, Arthropoda, Insecta, Lepidoptera, Crambidae. The record is from the annotation of a GenBank genome assembly.